Molecule: messenger RNA, 708 nt
Organism: Trypanosoma cruzi
Lineage: Eukaryota; Euglenozoa; Kinetoplastea; Trypanosomatida; Trypanosomatidae
Exons: 1
Coding region: 1-708 (235 amino acids)
Source: RefSeq, a predicted model, not a curated record
AUGUGCGUUUUAAAGCUUUUGUUGUGUUGCGCGAGUCUAUGUGUGUGUCUUUUUUCCAAAAUUCUUUUCUUUUUUUUUUCCCUUUAUUUUUAUCCCCCAUUCCCUCUCCUUUUUGCUUUUGGGGCAAUCACCAUGGACGUUUUCUUUUCUACUCUUCCCUCUUUAAUAUUUUUUUGCUGCACUCUUCCUGUGAGGGGUGCCGUGUGUUUCUCGCCCAACUGCUCCACUCGCACACCCACCGACACGCUCAUGACGACGGCCCUGUGCGCCUCGCCUGCUGCACGCAUGAGGAGGGGCCGCGACGAACGGCGCGCUGAGGGAGCCGUGACGUGUGGGCGUGCGACGGGGGCCUGUGGGGCGGAGCACACAUUUCUUUCCCUCUUGUUUUGUUUCUUUGCGGCCAGGGCGAGCAGACACCCGCAGCGCCACACACACACAGCCACACCCUGCCGCCGUGUUUUUCUUGUUUUUGUUUCUUUUUUGCUUUUCGUGUUCAUUUCACGCGCUGGCAGUCCCGUCAGCAUUUCUCUCCCUCCUGAUGAUUUUUUUCUUUUGCAGCGCUCACCCUCCCGAUGGAGUGACGCGACUCCCGUCAUGUCUGCGUGCUUCUCUCAGUCCCCACACACACGAGUGACUGUGCUCUGCAGGCCGCACUCGCACGCCGAUGAGAGGGCUGAGGGGAGCACCAACACGCAGAUGACCCCAUGA